AUGGCAGCCAUACACGUCCUUGACGACUACUAUCUCGCCAUCACGUUCCUCAUCACUGUUGCUUACCAGCUUUUCUUCUUUGCCAUCGCCUUCUGGUUCAAGUUCGACAAGGUCACCGACUUUGCCGGCGGUACCAACUUCAUUCUUCUUGCUAUCCUCACACUUUCGUUCAGCGACAACCGCGGCGAUGCGCGCAACAUUGUAGCAUCGCUCUUCAUCAUGCUAUGGGCAGCAAGACUAAGCGGUUUCCUUUUGUUCAGGAUUUUGAAGAGUGGAAAAGAUGAUCGCUUUGACGACAAGAGGGACAAAUUCUGGUCUUUUCUGGGAUUCUGGGUGUUUCAAAUGUUCUGGGUUUGGACAGUAUCAUUACCAGUUACCAUCCUAAACUCGCCCAAGGUUACUCGAUUCAAUCAGCCGGAGUUUGGAACGGGUCGAGACAUCGCGGGCAUCAUCCUCUGGUCUAUCGGUUUCAUUAUGGAGAGCGUCUCAGAUGUUCAAAAGUACAGAUUCCGUACUGCUCAUGGUAGCGACGGUGCGGUCUGCAAUGUUGGAUUCUUUGCUUGGACUCGGCAUCCCAACUACUUUGGAGAAAUCAUCAUUCAAUUUGGCAUCUUCAUGAUUGCUGUAUCUCCCGCAGCAUACAACUACGUUUCGGGCGGCGCGUAUGAUGCGCUGUACGCGUCUAUCCUUGGACCCUUCUUUUUGACUUUACUGCUCAUGUUUGUGUCUGGCCUGACAUUGCAAGAACGUCCCGGUGCAAAGAAGAGGUAUGAGAAAGGCACUCAAUGGCCCGAGUACGAGCGAUACCUCCACCGUACGAGCAUUCUCAUCCCUUUUCCGCCUCAAAUCUACGCCAGGUUGCCGGUCAUUCUCAAGAGAACCAUCUUCCUGGAGUUCCCAAUCUACGUCUUCGACCCAGCGAAGCAUGCGGACCAGGACAAGGUACAAGCUAGAUCCGCGGAGGAGGGACAGAGCAGGCCAAGUGACGAAGAGGGCUUGAGAUCUUGA
Messenger RNA from Alternaria postmessia, 1008 nucleotides. RefSeq lists its product as uncharacterized. Lineage: Eukaryota; Fungi; Ascomycota; Dothideomycetes; Pleosporales; Pleosporaceae. Gene Ontology annotation, molecular function: oxidoreductase activity, acting on the CH-CH group of donors. Bases 1 to 1008 code for a protein of 335 amino acids. Gene Ontology annotation, cellular component: membrane. The transcript has 3 exons. Gene Ontology annotation, biological process: lipid metabolic process. The record is from RefSeq and is a predicted model, not a curated record.